UCUUUCAUUAGUCCCGCUGCGGUCACACUACUCUCCCGCUCUCGUCUCGUCUCGUCUGAUUUCUUUUUAUAACAAAUUUCAAACAUAUACACAUAAUGUAUAUAUAAAUAUAAUGUGCAACAUAUAUAAUAGCUAAAAACAAGUGCAAUCCCCCGACAACUUCAAAUGGCAAUCCAAUUUACGUAAAACGCGACGGAGACCCUCAACCAAAAAAAAAGAGAAAGAAACGGCGCGUGUGAAAUUUUUUCAAGCAAAGGAGAAGUUGGAGCACCAACAAAUAAAAAAAAAAAACGAAAAAGAGAACAAAAAUACAACAACACAAAGGCAGUGAAAAUCGCGCAAAAUGUGCAACAAGAAGCCGAAAAACAACAACAGCGGCUUUAAGGCUGCUGGACAGGUUUCCCACGGCUAACAAAAACACCAAAAACAACAGCAAAUUUCACGAUAUUUAAGAAAAAAAAAAAAAAAAAGGAGCAUAAGAAGCAGCAGCAAUGCGUGAACCGCGAAAGCAAAGUGAAAUUCAUGACAACACCAACAGCAACAACAACAACAGCAGCAGCAGCGCCAGCUUAGCGGCUAAAAGAAACCGUUAUUCAACAAUUUAUUAAAUAAAAAAAAAUAUAUACAAGUGAAAGAAGGCACAAACUACUGGUUUACAAAAAAUAAAAUAAAAAGAAAGAAAGAAAAGAGAGAAAAAGUUGCUGCACGAGAAAUUUUGUACGUGUAUCGUCUCCCCAUUUCUAUAUAUCUCUCUCUUUCCUUUUCUCUGCAUGUGUGUGCCUGUCUGUCUGUGUGUUGUGUGUGUAUGGAGUGGAGUAAAGUGAAAAGCAAUGUUGAAAGGAAUUACAACAACAACAACGACAAGAAGAGAGUACUGAAGUUUUAUGCGUCGAGUGCAGUUAUCAUAAAUAACAGUAAAAGGAAUUAAUUAGCAACCCAGAACAUACAAUCAAAAGCAACUACUUAAAGACCUGCACACCAUGGAACCCAACCGACAUCACGAAUAUCAGACACAUCAUCAGCCGCAUCCGUCGCUGCAGAACCACCCAACACACCCACAUCACGUCCCGCCCACUUCAGCGCCACCGCCGCCGCACCACCAGCAGCCGAUCCACCAGCAGCAUCCACACCACCCCCCUCCAGGACCACCAGGUCCGCAGCAGCAACAGCCGCCACCGCAGGCGAUCCAUCAUCCACAUCACUACCAGCAGAUCCAUCACCAGCAUCUACCCACGAGCUCGAGCACAGUGGUGGGGAGUUCCUCGGCCGGAUAUGGAGCUCUGCAGCACCUGCCGGCCGGACUGGGAGAGGAUCAGCGGUCCAGGACGGCCAUGUACAUGAGCCGGAGCAACCCAACUCAGGCAGUUCCGCCCCAGGGACCCGGCACGGGCCCGCCACCCACGGGCGGGGAUCCCCAUAUGCAAUACUACACCUCCAACCGCGAUCUGACGGUGAGCAAGAUGCCGGAGGCGUCGCACCCCAACUGGAGCUACAAAAGCCAAACCGUGCCAGCUCCAGCCCCGGCACCGGCGCCCGCCCUGCGACAUCACGGGAAUCCUGCCAUUUAUGCCACGGGUAGGACGGCAUACUGGCCGCCGGCGGAGGAGCAACUGCAUCAUCACCAGCCGCCAGCCAGGUACUCCUACGGAAAGCCACCAGCUGGCGCUGGGCAGAUCCCCCUGCCCGCCGCCCGGCCCGGCAGCCAGCGAUAUUAUCCAGAGGAUAUUAAGUACUCGACGGUACCUGCCCCCUCCAAGGUGCUGAGCUAUGCACCCACGGCCAGCUCCCAGUCCCAGGGGGUAGCGCCACCCACUGCCAGCUCGUCAGCGAACUCAUCCGCCGCCGCCGCCACCACUUCCGUCCGCCAGAACCACUACGAGCUCGAGCACGUGGUAAAUCCCAGUAAUCCGAGCAACGAGCACCAGCAGCCGAGUCCCAACUACGGGCGGAUGUGCCCGCCCCACUACGAGACACCACCGGAGCAGCGCAGUGCCGGAGCAACGCCCACGUCUGCCACGCCGACCACCACGUCGGCGCACCACCAGAGCCUCUACAUGCCGAUGCCGCAGUUCAGCACGGAGAAGUUCCAGACCACAGUGAACAACGCCAUCGAGAAGUAUGUGCGGGAGACGCCGGGCCCCAGCUUGGAGUAUCCGCGGGGCGGCACGGCAGCUGCCAACUACGGACGCACUGCGCCCACCACCUACUACAGUCCGACGUCCAGUGCGAAGAGCUCCAAGCCGGCACCUGCGAGCUACGUGAAGCUGGAGCCGGAGCACGCCCUACCCGGCAGUCUGCCUCAACCGACAAGGUCCUCGCUGUACCACAAUCCCUACAGCGCGGAGAGCAGCAGCAGUCGGGAGCGGGAUGCUUCGCCCGCCAUGGCCACCGUCCCAGCGCCGCACGGCUACCCCACCAAGUACGGCAAGCUGAUCCAGCAAGUGGGAACCGGCAGUGGAGCCACUCCCUACUCCAGUUACUACCACCAAGGCACGCCGUCGCCGGCGGCGGGAGCGGUGGCGUCUCCCACCCCGGCGCCAACAGCGCCGCCAGUGACGGGAGCCCCGCCUGGCACCAUUCUGGGGCCGGCGCCACUGCCACCGCAAUCAGCUCCGUCCCAACAGCCCGCCUCCUCGUCCACGGCUUCCUCCAGCAGUGCCAACUACUCCACCCUGCAGGUGUAUCCCCACGGGCCGGACAUCUGCUACCAGCCGGGCGGCGCUCCGUCCCAGGCCCAGGGGCACCCGGCCGCCACUCCUGCCAAGAAACCCCCAGCCAAGCCCAACUACAGGGCCCUGAUCAACGACAUGCUGAAGCGGAACACCGCCAGCGAGCAGGAGCGGAAUCUGCAGAUAAUCAAGAAGACCCUGAACAUGGAGGCUCCGGCGCGGAAUCACCUCCACCAUCCCACGGCCCCCAGCCGGGUCAUCCAGCAGAUCACGGCCUCCGCGCCUCCAGUUCCCGCCCCAAAUCCCCCGCCGGCACUCCAUUCUCCGCUGGAUCUGUCCAUGCGGACGGUGAAGCAGACGGCGGACUCCACGGACUACAAGUACCGGAGUCCCAGUGCCGCGGACUACAAGCCCUCGCCGGGCAGUCUGAGCGGAGGCGGUGCCGGCGGACUGGGCUUGCCCAGAUUCGACUUCACGCCGAACUUCUCGGCGGCCUCCAGGGGCGGGCCACCCACUAGUCCGGCGCCCACGCCUGUGAUCCGCCAGGCCCCGGCCACGGCGUCUGUGUCGCCGGCUCCUCCCCACCACCACCAUCCAGCUCCAGCUCCUCCAGCGCCCGCUGCCGCCCCGGCUCUGGUCAUCAAAACCCUGCAGCAGAUGCGCCCCAGCGUGCUGGAAACCAAUCCGUAUGCUAAGCGGCAGCAGCUGACGCCCGAGACGACCAUCGUGCAGGUCAACAAGCCCCCCGAACUGAUGCCCACCCCCUCUCCCAGCCCCCACAACAGCAGUAAUCCCAACUAUCUGGGCCGAAAGAGGCACCUCAAGGAGUACAACCAGGCGGCCGCCAAGCAGGCGCGCCUGGAGGCGGAGUCAUCCGUGGGAGUAGUUCCUCCCAUCGUGGCGGCACCCACAUCAGUGGUGGUGGUGGCUCCCGUGCCCGUAAUAGCCGUGAAUGAGCAGGCGCUGGCCGCCAAGCGGGAGAGGGAGACGCAGCCUCUUGGUCUUCCAGAGUCCUCCACUUCCUCCUCCGCCAGCUCUAUGACCAUUCCGAAGAUGGAGCCACGCAUCCGGACGAAAGCGGAGCUCAAGGGCUUCACAUUCACGCCGCCUGUGCUGGUCACGUCCACCACCAAUGCCACCGGAGCCGUGUCGCCGCCAAGGACGCCGCCCAACCAGGUCACCAAUCACAUCCAAAUCAAGCUGGAACCGGCGCCACCACCGAAGUCUGCCGACCUGGGCCUGGAUGAGGCGCCCGGCUUGGGCAGUCUCCUGGACUGGGGCAGCACCUGCAACAAUCUCGUGGAGCAGCUGCUCAACAAGGCCGUGGCACUGCCACCCCUGCCGACCACCACCACCAGUAUUAAGCUGGAACUCAGCGAGGACGAUCUGCCGGUGGCCAGGAUCCUGAAGAGACAGCCCCUGGCCACGCCCACUGCCACAGUCGUGGGGGCGGACGCCGAGUCGGCCAGCACGCAGCUGACCACGACCACCAAUGGGAUCUCCUCGUCGCUGGGCAACGGCAGUGGCCAGAAGAAGCUGAGCAAGGUGGAGCGGGAGAAGAAGCGGCAGCAGCAGGAGCAGCGGAUAGCCGCCCGCCUGGCGCCCAAGGAGGGCCAGAGCAGCUCCUCCGAGAGCGACACCACGGAGCUGCACAAGCGGAACACGGCCCGCCAGAAGAAGCCCCUCAUGCGGAAGGGAAGAGCCCGCCAGAGAUCCCCGGAGGCGGCCAGCAGCCAGCAGAGCAGCGACGACGAGAAGGGGAAGACCAAUCAGGGCCUCAGCCGGAGUCAGAGCUCCAGCGAGGGGGGAAAGUCCAAGGCCAACUCCUCGUCUGCCAAGAAGGAGGUGAAGAAGGCCAAGGAGGCCAAGAGCAACUCCCUGGCCAAGACCAGCAACCACAAGGGCAAAGCCAAGGCCGAGGAGAACCAGAAGGACAGUUCCAACUCCUCGGAGAGCCACGACGAGGAGGAGGAGGCCGAGGAGGAAGAAGAGGACGAGGACGACCAGGAGGAGGAGGACAAGGAGGGGACCGAAGAGGACGCGGAGAAGAAGCCCGCGAAGCGAGUGGGCCGCCGGCCGGGCUCCACCCUCAAGAAGCGGAUGACCCACAACCUGAACACCAUGACGCGGUCGAAGCAUCGCAAGGAGCUGGAACUCCAGCUGGCCAACAGCAAGGUGCUGCGGAACGACAAGAUCAUCCGCAACUCGACCACCAAGAUCAAGAGGAAGUACGUCCGCAAGGUGGUGGACAGCAAAAAGGAGAUGAUGGUGACGCGGCUGCGCAACAGGCGGGGUCCCAACUCCGAGGCUGGGCAGCUGAAUGGCCGGAACGCGAAGCUGAAGAUGGGGAACAAGGGCGGGAAUGGCAACGGCAAGGCGGCCAAGACCUCGCCGCAACAGCAACUGUACCUGGAGGAGUACCGCUACAAGCUGGCCCUCAAGAUCCCCCACCGACUGAUCUCGAUUAACAAGCUGAACAAGGGGGCGGCCUCCCUGCCCGACCUGGAGCGCCGGGAUCUCGGCCAGGAGCUGGCCUGCUUCAAGAAGACCCGCCCCAAGACCAAGGCGGCCAGCAAGCAGGAUUCCAUACCGAAGUCCUUCAUCGACUACCUCGUCCUCCGGGUGACCAACGGUAAUAGCAACUCCUCGCCCCCCGUCCACGGGAAUUCAAGGAAGAUCUCGGUCUCGGCGCCAGCCUCCACCAACCUCCAGGUCCACAGCGAAACCUCGCAGACCUCCGCCUCCACGUCGCUGUACGAGCAGCCGCAGCAGGAGGCGAGCACCGAGAGCCAGAACCUGGAUGAUCCCAGUCGCCGGCACUUCAGCAUCUUCGACACCAAGGUGCUCCAGAGCAAGACGCGAACAGAGUCCAAGCUGCAGCAGCGGCGUGAGAUCAUCCGGGAGAUAUUCGUGGGUCCGGAACGGCCGGCCUCGGCUCCGCCGGAGUGCGCCCAGGAGGCGGACGGCGAUGCCAUCAGCUACCAGAAGUACGAGGAGUUCCUCCAGCAAAUGAACAGCAUUGUGAGCGGCAGCGACAACAAGCUGGCCCGCCGAUCCCUCAUGGAGGACAAGGUCCUAAACUCGGCGGCGCCACAGUGCCCCCAUAAGCGGAAGUACCUCCGGCGGAAGGGCAGCUCGGGCUUCGACUACAUCCGGAAGAAGAAGCGCCCCACCACGUCGCAGAAUCAAAACCACCAUCAAGGCGACAAGCCAACCCAGACCCAAUCUUCCAGCCAGCUGGCCCAGGCCCACCUCUCGGCGGACGAGCGGUUGGAGGACACGGACAGCACCAUUGCGGGCAGCUCCCACCUGCCGACGAAGAUCAAGACCGAGAUGGACGUGUACCGGGAGUUCCAGAAGUGGGUGCUGAACAAGAGUGUGGGCCAGAGCACCAUGCACAAGGCCGCCCGCCAGGGAUUGAUCGAUGUGGUGGUCUACUGCCUGGAUCGCCUGAACAUGAACCCGGACCAGAAGGACAACGCCGGCUACACGCCACUGCACGAGGCCUGCACCCAGGGCUGGCUGGAGAUAGCGCGGAUACUGCUCCAGUACGGAGCCAAUCACUCGGAAGCGGCCCAGUCCGGAAUCAGGCCGCUCCACGGAGCCAUCGAGAACGAUCACGAGGAGGUGGUGCGUCUGUUGCUCUCCUACGGGGCCGAUCCUUUGCUGGCCACGUACUCAGGACAAACUCCGCUAAUGUUAGCUUCAAGCAAAUUGAUGCGGCGCGUCCUGCGCGCUCACCUCAGCGACGCCCAAAGUGCCGCCGCCGACAUCAAGCCCAUGCGCUUCCAAGGCCCCUGGGAGAUAUUUGAUGCCAAGGAGUAUGGUUAUGAUAUAUUCGAUAAUGUACCGAACACAGCUUGUGAUAUGAGCAGAGCUCUACGUAGGGAGAGGAAGGAGGCCAAGCAGCAGCAGCAGGAUAUUAGAACGAGUGGCAUGGGCAACAUCACCACCAACUCGAAUGGCAACGGGGUAGUGCCCAUCAAACUGAAGGUGGAGCCGGCACAGGAUGCUGAGCUGGUGGAUCACAACCUGGAGGACCAGAACCAUGAACAGAGUCGGGAGACAACGAUCAAGCAGAACGGGGAGACGAGUGCAAUUAAGACUGGAAUAGCAACAGGUGGAGCAACUGCACCCACGACGAUGGUGAAGCUGGAGCCCGGCACCGAGGAGGAUAGCAAUAACAAUAAGAACAACGAUGAGCUGAAUGCGAAUGUUGGGAAUAAUUUAGUAACAAGCGUUGUGAAUGUCAAGAAUGAAGUGAAAAAGGAAGUGGAUGCCGAAACGGAAGUGGAUGGGGAAGCGGAAACGGAAGCUGUAACAGAAACGAAUAGUAAUAAUAGAUGUAAUAGGCUAGAUGACGAUCAGGCGGACAUCGAGACAAUGGAUAGUGAAUUGAACGGUGAUAUUUUUGAAUUUGAAGAGGCCGAUGUGCCCUUGCCGCCACUGUACUUGCUCAAGGACGAGGGCAGUGAUAAAUGGGUACUACUCAACGAUUUGUGCAAUUUACUUAAAGUUAAAUCGAAGGAUACGUUGCUCAACAAGCUCUGUCCAAACAACAAUAACGCCUUGGCCAGCAGCCAGAAGCAUCUGCUCCGGGAGUUUAAAAUCGAUGACUUCCUGGAGAAGGCCACCUGUCUGCAGCUAUUGUGCGCCGGCGAGAAACUGAACAUGUUCAGCUCCUCCAAGGUUGUCCUCAUCAAGUACAACGAGAGUGUGCGGAACUUGUUGGGCGUGAAGACCAUUCUGAUGAAGUUUUAACCAGGCA
Molecule: messenger RNA, 7437 nt
Organism: Drosophila bipectinata
Lineage: Eukaryota; Metazoa; Arthropoda; Insecta; Diptera; Drosophilidae
Product: BCL-6 corepressor-like protein 1
Biological process (GO): negative regulation of transcription by RNA polymerase II
Cellular component (GO): nucleus
Molecular function (GO): transcription corepressor activity; protein binding
Source: RefSeq, a predicted model, not a curated record